CAUCUACUCCUCCAGUCCCCACAUUCCACAUUACCUUCUUUGGCUGCGCGAGUGCGAGCGCCUGGACGCUGGACUUUGCGACUCGCUGUUUGGCCUUUGUUUUGGACGGCAGGCGCCUCCAGCGUAACUCGACGUAAACUGUAUAAUACCGGCCCUACGGCCUCUUGCUCUGCGACUGCAGCAAGACUGGACAUAAUACCCCUCGAUCUGCGCCACACAUGUUGCGUCAACGAGUGACUGCGCCAUGAGCUACAACUCGUACACCCCACGGACGCGCCUCCACUCGACCGCGUCGCCCUCGCCGCUGCGCCAGGCCUCGACCCUCUCCAAUGGCUCGUCCACACGGUCGAACGAUGCGCCGAGCCGCUCGAGCACGCAGUCGAGCAGCGCGUCCCAUGGCUUUGGCCCGCCACUGGGCCACCGCCGCGGCAUGAGCGAGGCCACAGCGCUGUCACAGCCGCGGACAGAGAGCUACUACGGCGGCUCGGAAGACACAAGUGCGAGCAACACCUAUGCCAGCAUGCGCAAGGCACUGCGGCCACUCUCUCAGGCGCCGCAGAACUCGCCCCCGCCGUCCCCUGAGAAGCGCCCCGCGACCUCGUCAGGCAGCGCUACACGCUCCCUCUCGCACACCCGAUCGCAAAGCGUCGAGAACACCCGGCACCCGGUUUUCGACAACUCACGGCACCACGUCGACAACACCCGGCACCACGUCGACAACACCCGGCACCAGGUCGAUAACACCCGGCACCAAGCGCUUGAUAGUUCCCGACAUCAAGCCCUCGAUAGCUCACGGCACCAUGCCGUUGAUCACUCCCGGCACCAGUCCCUCGAUAAUUCACGGCACCACUUCGAACACUCCCGGCACCAUACCUUCGACGGGCCGAGCUCGCCCACAUCGCCAGUCUCGCCAGUCUCGAAGCCGCGCCCGCUGUCCAUCGCCGUCUCGCGCGCAGAUUCUGUACGCGCACCGGCCCGCGACCACUCGUCACGUCCUUUCUCCACCCACCUCGAAAAGCCUGUGCUGCAGAGCCUGCAGAAGUCGGCGACAGGCCACCUGCGCACACUCUCCAAAUUCGCAGACUCGGCUAGCGAAGACGACUUCAGCAUCAAGUCCCCCGAACAAGAAGUGGUCGGUCUGCAUGGGAGACGAAGGCUACAGCGGACCGAUCAAGAACGAGCGAAGAAGACACAAUCGGCAUGGGCACGAAGCAAUUGGAUGGAUCAACAACGUCAAUUCUUGCAGGCGUACGAAUACCUCUGUCACAUUGGUGAGGCCAAGGAGUGGAUGGAGGACAUCAUCGACUCGGAGCUGCCGCCCGCUGUUGAGUUGGAGGAGGCUCUUCGAAACGGCGUGACAUUGGCAGAGAUUGUGCAGUCGGUCAAAGGCCAUCCGCUGCGCAUCUUCCGCGACCCGAAGUUGCAGUACCGGCAUUCUAACAACUAUGCCCAUUUCUUCAACUUCCUGGCCGAGGUCGAGCUACCAGAUUUGUUCCAGUUUGAAUUGAUCGAUCUCUACGAGAAGAAAAAUGUCCCCAAGGUCAUCUAUUGCAUCCACGCCCUGUCGUGGCUGCUUUUCCGAAAAGGUAUCGUCGACUUCCGCAUCGGCAACUUGGUCGGUAAACUGCAAUUCGAGGACCACGAACUAGAAGCAACACAAAAGGGCUUGGACAAGUCUGGAGUCAGCAUGCCCAACUUUUCAGGAAUGUCAGCGAACUUCAUCUCCGAGCCCGAGCCAGAACCCGAGCCUGUCGAAUCAGAAGACGAUCGAAUAGACCGCGAACUGGCGGAAAACCAAGCCAUGAUCCUGGACUUGCAGGCACAAAUAAGAGGAGCUCUGGUGCGUAUGCGCCUGGGCGACAUGAUGCAGGAACUCUGGGAUCACGAGCAUCUGGUCGCAGAUCUACAAUCUCGCAUUCGUGGAGAUUGGGCAAGACAAAUCUCCAAUUAUCGAUUGGACAUGCGCCGCUUUUCUAUCACUCUCCAGAGCGCAGCCAGAGGCUACCUCGUACGGACGCGACAGCGAGGCGAGAAGGACUUCUGGCGAGACAACACAGCGCAGGUGCUCAAGGUGCAGAACCUGUUCCGCGGACGCAAAGCCAGGGCCCAGGUCCAGUACACCAGAUCGAAGAUACAGCAACACGAGCACGGGAUACGAGAAUUCCAGGCAGCCAUUCGAGGAGCUCUGGAACGACUGCGCGUGGGCGACCGUUAUGCCGAGACACGGGACACCGAGCCAGCGACUGUGCAUAUCCAGGCUAUGGUCCGUGGUGCCCUGCUCCGAUACAAGGUUGACCGUGAAUGGGCUGAGCUACAAUCCAACGAGGUGCAGAUCGCAGACCUGCAGGCCGUCUCUCGAGCGGUCCUCCUACGACAAGAGUUACGGACCGAUCAGGAGAGUCUGCGCCAACACGAGAACGUGGUCACACUGCUUCAGGCAGCUGCCCGAGGUAUUCUUGCUAGGAAACAGAAUGCAGAGAUGCAAGACCAACUGGCACAAACCCCCGCGUUCGUCGACCUGCAGUCAGCAAGCCGAGGAUUUGUCCAGAGACAGCGGACCUAUGACGUACUUUGUCAGCUCAAUGCUGAAGAGCCGGAGAUCACCCAGCUUCAGGGAGAUGCACGCGGCAUGUUGCUUCGCAUGGAGAUCGGCAUGCAGCUUGGCCAGCUCGAAGAGCACGACGAGGCCAUCUUCGAGCUGCAGGCACUGGCACGCGGCAUGGUGGUUCGCAUAAAGCAUGCUGAGAAGCAGAGGUUCUACCGACAGAACAUGGAGAAGGUCAUCAAGAUCCAGAGCUUCGUCCGUGGACGACAACAGGGCGAGGCAUAUAAGAGCUUGACGAGCGGGAAGAACCCACCGGUAUCAACCGUGAAGAACUUUGUUCAUCUGCUGAAUGACAGCGAUAUUGACUUCGAUGAAGAGAUCGAAUUCGAGCGUCUGCGCAAGACUGUGGUUCAGCAUGUACGGCAAAACGAGCUCGCUGAGCAGUACGUCGACCAGCUCGACAUCAAGAUCGCACUGCUUGUCAAGAACAAGAUCACACUGGACGAGGUCGUCAAGCACCAGAAGCACUUUGGAGGCCACGUCGGCACGCUCCUCAGCAGCAAGGACAUCUCUUCCAAGGACCCCUUCGACUUGAAGGCGCUCAACAAGACUUCGCGUAGAAAGCUCGAGCAGUACCAGGAGUUGUUCUUCACUUUGCAGACACAGCCGCAGUAUCUGGCGCGUCUAUUCAGGCGCGUACGCGAGCAGCGUCUUGAGGAGAAGGAUACUAAGCGCAUCGAACAACUGACGAUGAGCAUGUUUGGCUUGGCCCAGAAACGCAGAGAAGAGUACUGGCUUCUGAAGCUUAUGUCGAGGUCUCUCAGAGAGGAGAUUGACGGAUGUGCGACAGUGCAAGAAUUCACACGUGGCAACUUCUUCUGGACCAAACUGUUCGGCAGCUUUGUUCGCUCACCCCGAGACCGCAAGUUCCUGAAGGAGCUCCUUGGAGGUGUCAUCCGCGACAACAUCAUCGACAACGAAGAGCUGGAUCUCGAGAGCGACCCGAUGCAGAUCUACAAGUCUGCAAUUAACAAUGAGGAACUCCGCACCGGGCAGCGAAGUCGACGCGAUCCCAAUGUGACACGAGACAUGGCGCUCAAGGAUCAGGAGACCCGAGCUACGUUCAUCCACAACCUCCAAGAUCUCCGAGAUGUCGCCGACCAGUAUUUCUCCAUGCUCGAGGAAGUGCUUCACAGAAUGCCGUAUGGCGUUCGCUACAUCGCCCAGCAAAUGUUUGAGGAGCUGCGCCAGAAGUUCACCUACGAACCGCAGGAGCAGCUGCUGCAGGUUGCAGGGGGUUGGUUGUGGAGGUCGUACAUCCAGCCUGCACUUGCACAGCCUCAACACUGGGGUGUGGUGGAUCGCGGACUGUCCAAUGUUAUGGGUCGCAACCUCAAUGCCGUCAACAAGGUUCUCGGACAGGUAGCGGCAGGGAGGUUGUUUGGUGGCGAGGACCUCUACCUGCAGCCACUCAACAGCUAUGUCACUGAGGCCAUCGACCGCCUGCAAGAUAUCUGGUCCAGUCUCAUCGAUGUCCGCGACGCAGAGGCGUACUUUGAGAUCGACGAGUUCAAUGACCUCUUCGCCCGCACCAAGCCGACGCUGUACAUCAAGCUUGCCGACGUUUUCGCCAUCCACAACCUUGUUAUCAAUGACCUCGCAACCCUUUGUCCCUCGCAAGACGAUCCUCUGCGCGAGGUCGUGCGCGAACUUGGAAGCGCGAAGAACAACGAGAACGAGCUGCUGCACGUCAGCUCGACCGAGAUCACCCUCACCCUCAACCCCAAAUUCCACGAACAAGAAGACCCCGACGCCCACCUCAAGUCGCUGUUCAUGGAGACCAAGCGCUACGCACUGUACAUCAUCCGAGUGCAGACCGGUGCGAAUCUCACAGAAAUCUUGUGCAAGCCUGUCACACCUCAGGACGAAGACCGAUGGGAUUCGCUCGUCCGCGAAGAGGUCGCUGCGCAAAGGAAAGACCGCAACCGCAAGCACAGCGCCGUCCGGUCGUCUGCCGCGUCCACCUACACUACCGACAUGGGGUCCAACUCUGUCCUGGAACUCGACUACCCCACGUUGAAGCAGUACUGCCUCGAGAACAUGGUCCAACUCCAGCGCGCCGGCCGCAUCUCCCCGCACAACAACUACCAGGACCUGCUCAACGCCAUCGCAGUCGACAUCCGCACCAAGCACAGGCGCCGCAUGGAGCGGGCGCGCGAGAUGGAAGGCGUGCGCACGACGCUCGCGGCCCUCGACGAGAAAGCGCACUUCCUCGAACAGCAGCUCAAGAGCUACAACGACUACAUCGAGCAAGCCAUGGUAACCCUGCAAUCCAAGAAAGGCAAGAAGAAGUUCCUCCUCCCCUUCACGCGCCAGUACAACCACAUGCGCGAGCUCAAGUCCACGGGCCGCGCGUACCGCUUCGGCAGCUUCAAGUACUCCGCGCGCAACCUCGCGCAAAAGGGUAUCCUGGUCUCCUGGAACGGCUACCCAGACGCCCAGUGGGACCGCCUCGAGCUCACCAUCUCGUCCAACCAAACCGGCGUCUUCGAGAUCCAGGGCUCGCAGGGCAGCAUGAUGAUCCCGGGUGCGUUUGCAGAGGUGCCCCUCGACGGCCUGCUGCAGGCCCAGUUCGACAAUCACCAGUUCAUGAACCUGUUUGGCGAUGGAAGGGAUGGCAGUGGCAAUGGGGCCGUCAGGGUUAAUGUUAAUUUGUUCCUGCAUUUGAUUUUCAAGAAGUUUUAUCGCGAUGAGUAGGCGGGGCUGGGGCUUCUGGCGGGGGGGAUAGGGAUCGGGAUAGGGAUUGGGAUAGGCACAGGGAUAGGCACAAGGAUACCAUUGUUUUGUUGCGCGCAGGGGCGAGCGACGGGUGUUUAGGGGGGUUUUUUUUGGCUGGGCAUGGUGAUGAGAAUAUGACUUUUGCACAUACACACUCUGCUGUCCACGAUUUGGUUGCGCGUCUCUUGAUCGCUCGCGUGCUCUGCCUUGCAUGUCCUGUGUCGCGCCCCGUCGCUUGCUGCGAGCGGUUCUCGUGCAACUACGGAUUUGCUGUGUCUUGUCGUUUCCUGUCCGAUGCCUGCUGUUUCUUUUUCCUCCUUCAUAUCCCUCCUCCUCC
Messenger RNA from Boeremia exigua, 5660 nucleotides. Its product is annotated as ras GTPase activating protein-like protein. The transcript is spliced from 4 exons. NCBI's taxonomy places the organism in Eukaryota, Fungi, Ascomycota, Dothideomycetes, Pleosporales, Didymellaceae. Gene Ontology annotation, molecular function: GTPase activator activity; protein binding. The record is from RefSeq and is a predicted model, not a curated record. Gene Ontology annotation, cellular component: cytoplasm. Gene Ontology annotation, biological process: regulation of GTPase activity; regulation of actin cytoskeleton organization. Bases 245 to 5302 code for a protein of 1685 amino acids.